AUGGAAAAGCGACACAAUGGCUUGGUGGAGGAUCUGUUGGAAUUUGCGUACGUUGAUGGAGCCACCGAAUUUGCUGCCGCAUUCAUCGUUAGCCCUGCCAUCUUCCAGACACUCAAAGUUCGGCUUCUUGUCAUGGAUGCCACUGGAUGUGGUGGCAGUGAUGGCGAUCCUUCAACCGCCACUAACAGCUGUAACGAUCCAAAAGUAAACUGA
This is a messenger RNA of Hydatigera taeniaeformis, 213 nucleotides long. The record is from the annotation of a GenBank genome assembly. NCBI's taxonomy places the organism in Eukaryota, Metazoa, Platyhelminthes, Cestoda, Cyclophyllidea, Taeniidae.